AUGUCCCCAUGGAUUUUGGACGUACAGACAACAAAGAGAACGUGUCCGCUCACGAAGAACGACAAGACAGAUCCAAUCGAAUGCACUGAAGACGAGGCCAGUGUGCAGCCCUCUGAGACUUCAGGUACCGAGAAGAAGCGAGGGUGGAAAAACCAUCGAUUCGAUAGCAGGAGGAAGAGCAAUGCCGUCAAAGAGUGCGAUAUACGCGCAUCCGGAUCCGACACAUUGAUCAUCGCAAAACACGAAUGGAUCAUCUUCGGAGAUAGACUUAGAGAACAAGAGAACCAAAUUCUUAGUCACGACGAACACAUCCGGAACAUCGAGAAAAGUCUGAUCGAAAGGGACGAUCGAUUCUGCAAACUGGAGACCGAAUAUUCGGAGCUCAAGCAAAUUGUCCUUGAAGUUGGAAGAAAACAAGCACUCGUAGUGGAGCAUGAUCAAAGGACUGAAGAAGCUAUACCUCUGAGUAGCACCAGUAUGCCAUUUCAAACUGGCGACGGAGAGUCGUCCGCAAAGGAGGCGUAA
Messenger RNA from Alternaria postmessia, 525 nucleotides. RefSeq lists its product as uncharacterized. The record is from RefSeq and is a predicted model, not a curated record. The coding region runs from base 1 to 525 and encodes 174 amino acids. The transcript has 2 exons. Lineage: Eukaryota; Fungi; Ascomycota; Dothideomycetes; Pleosporales; Pleosporaceae.